Messenger RNA from Sebastes umbrosus (honeycomb rockfish), 2061 nucleotides. RefSeq names its product LIM and senescent cell antigen-like-containing domain protein 1. Gene Ontology annotation, cellular component: cell-cell junction; cytoplasm; focal adhesion. Bases 218 to 1417 code for a protein of 399 amino acids. The transcript is spliced from 10 exons. Lineage: Eukaryota; Metazoa; Chordata; Actinopteri; Perciformes; Sebastidae. The record is from RefSeq and is a predicted model, not a curated record. Gene Ontology annotation, biological process: positive regulation of integrin-mediated signaling pathway; cell-cell junction organization; cell-cell adhesion.
UGAGGGAAUGAGAGAAAGAGGGAGUGUGUGUGAGGGAGAGAGAGGGAGAGUACUCCCAGCGCAGUCUGAUCAGUGUUUCAGUCUGCUUCUUGCUAUGUGGAUUACAGCUCCCACUGCUUACUGGAUUGCCAUUCCCAUUACUGGAAACUUACAUUGAACAAGCACAGGAGGAUUUCUAUUGGAGCGUUGUGGUGUUUUGACAGUAAAUUUGGACUAGAUGAAUAUUGAGAUGAACGGUCGCGUCCUGCCACCGUCGAUACCUGAGGAUGGGGAAGCGCCGGACCAUGUCUCUCAUGGGGAGAGGAACGGUUACCACCAGAGGCUUCGGGGCGGUGACGGAGGAGAGACUGAUGAUGAGGUCCCGGUGUCCAAGUCCCAGAGACGAAAGAGUGAUGUCAAAGUUUAUAAGGAGUUUUGUGAUUUCUAUGCUCGCUUCAACAUGGCCAAUGCUCUGGCCAAUGCCAUGUGUGAGCGCUGCAAGAGUGGUUUUGCCCCGGCUGAGAAGAUAGUGAACAGCAAUGGGGAACUGUACCACGAGCAGUGCUUUGUGUGCGCCCAGUGCUUCCAACAGUUCCCAGAGGGGCUCUUCUAUGAGUUUGAAGGCAGGAAAUACUGUGAACAUGACUUCCAGAUGCUGUUCGCUCCCUGCUGCCACCAGUGUGGUGAGUUCAUCAUUGGCCGCGUGAUCAAGGCUAUGAACAACAGUUGGCAUCCAGACUGUUUCUGCUGUGAUAUCUGCCAGACUGUGCUCGCUGAUGUUGGAUUUGUUAAGAAUGCUGGAAGGCACCUGUGUCGUCCAUGUCACAACCGAGAGAAAGCUCGGGGACUCGGCAAGUACAUCUGUCAGAAGUGUCACGCCAUCAUUGAGGAGCAGCCUCUCCUGUUCAAGAACGACCCGUACCACCCUGAUCACUUCAACUGUAACAACUGCGGUAAGGAGCUGACGGCCGAUGCCAGGGAGCUGAAGGGGGAGCUCUACUGUCUGCCCUGCCACGACAAGAUGGGGGUCCCCAUCUGCGGGGCCUGUAGGAGACCCAUUGAGGGCCGUGUGGUCAAUGCCAUGGGCAAGCAGUGGCAUGUGGAGCAUCAUGUAUGCGCUGUGUGUGAGCGCCCGUUUCAGGGCCACCCGUUUUUUGAGCGCGGUGGUCGUGCCUAUUGUGAGAGACACUUUGACAUGCUGUUUGGAGAUGUUUGCUACCACUGCAACCGUGUUAUUGAAGGAGAUGUGGUGUCGGCCCUCAACAAGGCCUGGUGUGUCAACUGUUUCGCCUGCUCUACCUGCAACACCAAGCUCACCCUCAAGAACAAGUUUGUGGAGUUUGACAUGAAGCCGGUGUGCAAGAAGUGCUACGAGAAGUUCCCUCUGGAGCUGAAGAAGAGGCUGAAGAAGCUGUCGGAAACCGUCGCCCGGAAGUAAACAACACACAGCUGAGCAGCUGAGGGAGAAACAGAUGAGACCCCGAGUAGUCACAUUUCCAGAAUUGACAAUCGUAUAAGAUAGCAUUUGUGUGUUUUAUAUAAUUGGUAUGUUACAUUUAGGUUCAGCUUUUUCAGUUACAGAGGAUCAUUUCAUGAGCCUGAAACUGACACGACAGGCAGAUUGUUGGUCGGUCAGUCAGUAGGUUUAAAACUAACCUGUUCAGUGCCUUUUCCUCAAACACUGCACUGUAUACUUCUCACAUGCUUGCCUUAUUUUACUAUAUGCAUUAAACUUAAACACAGAUGAUGAUGGUCCUGUAUUUCAAAACGAUAUAUGAGCUGUAAGAGAAACAUGAGAAUGAUAAAAUGCGUGUUGACAGGCCGUUCAUCUGCUCACCAACUUGUCUCAUGAUGCCAAGCCACAUGUCCUCUGUUUGACUUACUGAUACUCUCGUAUAAUAACAGAGUAAACCCAAAGAAAGAUGAGCUAAAUGCAGCUUGAAUGUGUAUAUAGUAUCUCUAAUAUUUCCUAUUUUCCACCAACAUGUAUUAUUUUUGUGGGUUAUUAAUGUGUAUUUUCUUUAAUAUUAUGCAAAACAUUUGUUUGUGUUUAGCUUUAUAAAGUUAGAAUUUCUUUUUGCA